UAAUGACCAUCGACGAGUUGCAGGAGAUGCAAGAAAAUCUGUUGCAGCAAAUCUGGAUGUUGACUUUAGAGAACGAUAUUUACGAACGAUACUUGACACGCCAGGAUCCCCACAGUCUAAAAGAAUCCCGAUACCGCAUCGUAUAGUAAUGGCGAAGAAGGAAGUGGAGGAAUUGAAGAAGAAAUUGGAACUUUUUCAAAACUAUGUGAGAAAGCGGAAAAUGGACUUGAAGGCUCACAUAGACGAGAUCGAAAUACGGAUCAGUGAGAUCCAAGAGGCGAAGGAGGAUUUCGAAGUGGAAGUGGUUACGGAAGGCGUGGAUCGAUUGACGGGCAAGAUACCUGCCGAACGAUUGAUCAGGUGAUUGCGCGUGUGAUCGGAACGUUGCAACGUGUUGCGAAUGCGUUUUUUUUUACGCGUGGGAUCUCGCGAAGAUUCAUCGAGGAAUGGCUGAAAUCGGCGAGCACGAUACUGGAGAGGCUGAGAUUGAAGACGGCCACUGUAAAGCUUCAGAUCAAAAGGGCCAGACUGCAGCUUGCACAGAGGAAAGAGCUCGGCGAGAUACUUCACGUCAUCGAUUUCGAGAAAUUGAAGAUCGAGAAUCAGGAUUUCGCAAAGUUGCUCGAGGCGAAGAAUCUUUAUGUGAUCGAUAUGAAGAAGAUCGCAGGUUACUACCAUUUGAAAUUGACGCAACACAAGCAGAAACUGAACGAUCUGUCGGUGAAAUUGAGGCAGUUGAAGGAGGAGACCAUGUUGAAACAGAAACAGAUCGAGGAGAUAAAUAUCGAGUAUGAUAUUUUCUCGAACAAAGUGAAACGACAACAAAAGAAAUUGACGCAAUUGUUGAAUUUCACGGAGAAUCAUACUGCACCUGAUAUUUUAGACUUUAUCAAACUUCAAGAAGAAUACUCUGAAUUAGAGAAAUCUUAUAAAUUAUUACAAAGACGUAGGAAUAUAGAAAAGAUAAUAUUCGAAGAAUAUAAGAAGCAAACAAUAUUGAAGAAAAAUUAAAAAAAGAGCCAAAAAGUAAACUUAUUUAGAACGUUUAUCUAAUUUUUCUAUCAUUGUGGUCUCUAAAAUCCACUAUUCGAACGCAAAACGUUUUUUUGCCAAUAGAGAUUGUAAUUAUAUCUGUAAAAGAAUUACGACGGUCUAGUACCGUCACUGAUUACGCCACCGGAUAAUUGGAGUUACGGUGCUUGUUUAGAAGACGAAGGAAGCUUGAAACGAUCGUCCACUUUCCAUGAUAGUAAUACUUUCCAUAAAACACGAAAAUGAUUCGAUAUUCGAAAAAGAUUUUUUUUAGACACAACGACGAUUUAAUAAUUUUAUUUUUUGAUCCAGAAAUUCAAUUUUUUAUAUUUGCCGCCAAUGGUAAAAUCUUUUAACAUUUUAACAACACUUGCAAAACUUUUGCAAUAAAAAAUUUUAUCAAAAUAAAUUUUAUUAAAAUAAUUCGCGAUUAAGAUAAAAGUUAUUAUUUCUUAUGGGAUGGAUUCACAAUUUUUGAACGCCAUUGUUGAAACGAUCAUCAAUAAUUUCAUUCAAUUCACUUUUUCACAAAAGUCCCUCGUUAGAAACUCUUGUUUCGGUUCUCUGAUUUUUUUUUUUUUUUUUUCUUACAAAAGAAU
Apis florea (little honeybee) is the source of this 1631-nucleotide messenger RNA. RefSeq names its product cilia- and flagella-associated protein 263-like. The record is from RefSeq and is a predicted model, not a curated record. Gene Ontology annotation, biological process: cilium assembly. Gene Ontology annotation, cellular component: axoneme; ciliary basal body. Lineage: Eukaryota; Metazoa; Arthropoda; Insecta; Hymenoptera; Apidae.